Molecule: messenger RNA, 635 nt
Organism: Leguminivora glycinivorella
Lineage: Eukaryota; Metazoa; Arthropoda; Insecta; Lepidoptera; Tortricidae
Product: hyphancin-3G-like
Exons: 2
Coding region: 64-282 (72 amino acids)
Biological process (GO): antibacterial humoral response
Cellular component (GO): extracellular region
Source: RefSeq, a predicted model, not a curated record
UCGAAAUUCAUUCUCAGAACAUCAGCCUGAAGGAACGUUGGAAUUCGAUUUUUGAAAUUCAAAAUGAAAUUCUUCCGUGUUUUGUUUUUCUUUUUCGCUUGCCUGAUGGCGAUGGCCAGUAAUGUCUCGGCGGCUCCUAAACCUGACUUUGGAAAAGAGUUGGAAAAAAUCGGCCAGCACGUUCGCGAUGCCAUCAUCAGCGCCAGACCAGCCGUGGACGUCAUUCGUGACGCGCAGAAAAUCUACAACAACAAAUAUGAUGAUGAUGAUGAUGACAAGUAAAACGCGCCAUUUUCAAUCAAAAGAGCCCUAACGGCCCAGCCAUGACAUCGGUCUAAGCGCGGCAGCGGUGAGCGGCAGCCAUACGUGCGAAUGAAAAGUCUGAUCGCUGUGUCUCGCUCCAAUGUAUGGCCGCCGCUCACCGCUGUCGCGCUUAGACCAAUGUCGUGGCUGCGCCGUAACGCCGUCGCGUCGCAUCGCCUAUCAUUGAUAGUUCAUCGAUGUCGCCCACUUAGGACACUUUCAUAGAGAUCUAACGUUUGAUUUCGUCGCAUCGCCGUCGCUUGCCCGUCGUGCGACCGUCGUCCACGCAAACCACUGUGUUAUUGUUGAUUGUCAAUAAGAUGCUGUUUCCA